AUGCCGCGCAGUCGGCUGGUGGCGUCCCUCUGCAGCCACUUGUCGAGGCUGUGCGUGGCCACGAGUCUUCGGGAACCCCGGCAACAUCUCGCCCUGGGUCUCCUGGUCUUCUCAGCCUGUCCCCGACAACUCGCGCGGCCGUGGUCAAGUUACGCGGUGCUGAGCUCGAAGCUGGAGUCUCUCGGCCGUCUCUCGGUGAAUCUGCAGCUGGGACCGAGCAUCCGUGGUGAUCGCCGCGUGGGUUCUCGCCUGGCGUCGGCCCGGAACCUCGAUGAAGUGGUUACUGCUGCGGAGCCGAAUAUGGAUGUUGGCGAAGGCUCGACGCUGGACACGGCAACUAUGCGCGCCCGGCUGCACUCUGCUGAGUCAGCGCAGGCUGCUGCCGAGAAUCGGUUGCGGUCGCAGACGUACUCUUUGGAGAACCAGAAGGUAUUCUUGAAGAACGCGAACGACGAGAUCGCACAGCUGAAGAAGGAGGUCGCGCAUCUUCGCCAGCUGGAGGCUCAUUACAUCGUCGAGCUCGAGUCGUCGAACGCCGCCGUGGAUGGCUACAGAGAGUGUUCCAAGCGGCAGGAGAAUCGUGUCAGGGUGGCCGAAGACUCGCAAGCUCGGACUCUAGCUCAGCUAAAGCGUGAGCAGGAGGUCUACAAGGCGGCCGUUGCUUCGUCGACUGCUCAAAGCAGGCGCUUGCACGAUCUGCUAGCUCGCUCGGACGCCGCCGACGACACCGCACCAGCUCGCCUUCGCCGCCGCAAUGAGGACCUCGAAGAGCAAGUGAAGCGGCUGACCCGUGCCAACAAGACGCUUCGCGCUCACGUGCAGCUGGAAGAAAUGGACCCCGACGUCCUGGUCCUCGCUGUAGAAGGCUCCUUGCUGGAUCUUACUCCCGAGUCUCUCGCAAAUUUGCAGAAGCAGUACCGUACAGCAGACCGCUCCAAGCCUGACAGAGAUAUCGCCGAAGACUUGGCUCGGACUGCCUUCUCACUGAAUGACUCCAUCGGGGAUCCCUUGCGCAAGGACACUCCCGCUGGUGCCAACAAGACCACUCCGAGGACAUCUGCCACUGCAGUCAAGAAAUCCCGCGCGUCGUGUCGGUCAUCGUCUUCUCCACGGUUCUCGUCCCGCAAGAGGUCUCGCGAAGACUCGGGCUACUCGUCGGAGAAGCCCAAGAAGUUGCUCAAGAAGAGGAAGGAGUCUCGCUGGGCACGAAGUCGUUCUGCGUCGGUGCCCCGCGGCUCUCCGGUCUACGCGCGUUUCAACGGUUCCAGCGUCUCUCCGCCCACGAGUCCUGCCCCAGUCGCGAAGGCUACCGCGCCCUCUGUUCCUGGUUCUGCGCCGCCUGCUGCUUCUGUGGAAGCUUCUGUCCAAGCUGCUGUCCCAGUCCCCGGUUCCGGUGACGAUCCACAAGUUGGUGGCUUGAGUCAUCAGGCUGACCGCGGAGAGACGGACCAGCAGUCAGCUUCAGUCGAGCAGUCACCGGCGGUGCCUCAGUGGUUCGGAGAUGACUCGGAUGCUGGAUUGACGGAGGGUCUGGUUGACGACUCAGUGGUUGAUGGCAGUGCUGCUUCUGCUGAUGAGGAGGAACUCGACGAGUGGGAGGGAGAGCGCGUUGAGGUGGUUGCUGUAGUUCCAGCUCCGUCACCUCCGGUUGCUGGCGGUCUGUCGUCAUCGGGUUCCACUGACCUCUCGUCAUCAGCGCCAGCUCUGCCUCCCGCCAGCGCUGAGUCAUCAGCUUCUCUUCCGGCUGUUUCUGCUGCUUCUGCUGAGUCGACGGACACCUCAGUCGCUGUCUCAUCGGCUCACCGGUCUGCAAAUGCAGCAUCUCAGAAGGUUCCGACGACUCGUGCUCGAGCCCGAGAUGUGCUGCCCACUGCUCGUUACUCCAAACACGUGUUGAACUGA
Molecule: messenger RNA, 1902 nt
Organism: Phytophthora sojae
Lineage: Eukaryota; Oomycota; Peronosporomycetes; Peronosporales; Peronosporaceae
Exons: 5
Coding region: 1-1902 (633 amino acids)
Source: RefSeq, a predicted model, not a curated record